Messenger RNA from Triticum dicoccoides, 3024 nucleotides. RefSeq names its product inositol transporter 4-like. The coding region runs from base 1130 to 2875 and encodes 581 amino acids. The transcript has 6 exons. Gene Ontology annotation, biological process: myo-inositol transport; transmembrane transport. Lineage: Eukaryota; Viridiplantae; Streptophyta; Magnoliopsida; Poales; Poaceae. Gene Ontology annotation, cellular component: membrane. Gene Ontology annotation, molecular function: myo-inositol:proton symporter activity. The record is from RefSeq and is a predicted model, not a curated record.
CAGUCACACACACAGCAUGACAGCAAUGGAGGCGCUCCCGCCCUCUCCGGAGAAAAGACCCAACCGCAAGCGCGCACCACUUGCCCGCCGUGGCGUCGGACCCGUGGUGGACUCCCCCGAACUUCCCGUCCAUCGUCGCUUCAAAAAUCCAUCGCUCCUCGCCACCGACUUUCGCUCCCCGCCGCCCCGUCCGCCCCCUCCCCCCCGACCUGUGUCGUGCUCCCGGCCCACCCAAGCUCCACUCAGGCCCAAUGCGGCCAUAAAGAUCUCUCCCACACUUCUCUUCCGCCCACCGCCGCGCCCCAGGACUGCCGCCGGGUCCUAGUUUCGUCUUCCCCGUCGCCGCCGACGCCUCGCAGCCCCGGCAAACCCCUUUCGCCGCUGACGCGCGCGCCUCCCUCCCGUUUCCGCCCCGCCGAGUCGACGCUGCUGCCCCGUCAGCAGUUCUGGAAAUUGGUUGCUGAGGUAUAAGCCUGAGAAAGUUCUCAACUUUCUCGACGAUUUUUUCCCCUUCCGAAUCGGGCGAUUGGUUAAAUCCCACCGGCCUCCGCGACACAGUCUAGAAUCUGGAUCCGCCCCUGGCCCUGGGGUCUUGAGUGCGAGAUUGGUUUGGGGUUUGAGGGGAUAAAUUUGGUUUUAUAUCAUUGUUUAGGCAGAUUCUCGUACAUUGAGGUUUCGUUUAUCACGAUCAUAGGAUCUGCUAGGACAUAUCGGGAUUUGGUUCCAUCUUCUCGAUUUAUGGCCAGUAGAUUCCUGAAGUAGCAUUGUUUUUUCUGUUGGCCGAGCCUAAAGUGGCAUUGUUUAAGGCUGUCCCUGUCCACCCAUGAAUGUCAGUUUCUAGUACCCAAUGUUUGUCCAGGUUCCUUUCUCAGUUUGCGUUCACUGAUGUUGAUGUUGAGAUUCUGUGAUCCAAUAGAAGUGUUUAUUAUUUAUGAACAAAAUAGUUUACUACUCUAGUUGUUAAAAUUUCAGUAAUCCCUUCUAUCUUUGUUUAGCAACCAUAUACGUAGUAUUUGUUUAGCCCAAAGCCUGUAUUGUAUUGUCUAUACUACUACAUGUGGGAUUUCUUCUUAGUGCGUGGCCAAGCUCUUCUGGACGUACGUCAGGUGCACAAGGGCCGUUGAAUGCAAUGGAAGGGGGUGCCAGUGUAGCUGGAAAGGCCGAGUUUAAGGAGUGCUUACGCCUGACUUGGAGCCAGCCUUAUAUUCUUCGACUUGUUUUCUCUGCUGGCAUCGGCGGUCUUCUUUUCGGAUAUGAUACAGGUGUCAUAUCUGGGGCACUUCUGUUCAUCCGAGAUGAUUUUAUUGAGUUACAAAAGAACACUACUCUAAGGGAAACAAUAGUGAGUAUGGUUGUAGCUGGAGCUAUUGUUGGAGCUGGACUUGGUGGCUGGAUGAAUGACAGAUUUGGAAGGAGGCUUUCCCUCAUUAUCGCAGAUGUUCUGUUCCUUGCAGGUGCCGCUGUCAUGGCCUUUGCCCCGUCACCUGCUGUUAUCAUUGUUGGGAGGGUCUUUGUUGGUCUUGGAGUUGGAAUGGCUUCCAUGACAGCGCCUCUGUACAUUUCCGAAGUCUCCCCAGCUAGAAUAAGAGGGGCGCUAGUGAGCACAAAUGGCCUUCUUAUCACUGGAGGGCAGUUCAUGGCAUACCUUAUUAAUCUGGCAUUCACCAAGGUGCCGGGAACUUGGAGGUGGAUGCUUGGCAUUGCAGGAUUCCCUGCCCUUCUUCAGUUCAUACUAAUGUUGACGCUCCCAGAAUCACCAAGAUGGUUAUACAGGCAGGGCAGGAAAGAGGAAACUGCCGCCAUUCUGCGGAAGAUUUACCCUGCAAAUGAGGUGGAAGAAGAGAUUGAGUCCUUGCGAAAAUUAGUUGAAGACGAGAUGGUCCUGGAGGGGUCCAUAGGCGAGCAGAGCGUAUUUGGCAAGCUGAAGAAAGCAUUUGGAAGCAAGGUUGUCCGCCGUGGCCUCAUGGCCGGUGUCAUUGUGCAGGUCGCCCAGCAGUUUGUCGGCAUCAACACCGUCAUGUACUACAGCCCGACGAUCGUUCAGCUGGCGGGUUUCGCGUCCAACGACACGACCAUGGCCCUCUCACUCAUCACCUCAGGACUCAAUGCCAUCGGCUCGAUCGUGAGCAUGUUCUUCGUGGACAGGGUCGGCCGGAGGCGCCUGAUGCUCCUCAGUCUUGUUGGCAUUGUCGUGUGGCUCGCUGUGCUUGGCAGCACUUUCCUCAGAGCCGCGCACAAUGCCCCACCUGUCAGCGAUGUGGAGACGCGUCCGUUCGCUAACCAGACGUGCCCAGAGUACGACCCCAACGUCUACUGGAGCUGCAUGGACUGCCUCAGGGCCGCAUCCACGUGCGGGUUUUGUGCUCAUGAAGGAAACACGCUUCUUCCUGGCGCUUGCCUGGCAAUGAACAAUGAAACGCGAGGGGUGUGCCAUGCCGACCACCGUGAGUUAUACUCGGAAGGGUGCCCAAACAAGUAUGGGUGGCUGGCACUGCUCGCUCUGGCCGCAUACAUUGUCUCCUACUCGCCUGGCAUGGGCACCGUGCCAUGGAUCGUCAACUCGGAGAUAUACCCGCUGCGGUUCAGGGGACUCUGUGGCGGCAUCGCCGCGGUGGCCAACUGGGUGUCCAACCUCAUAGUGACGCAGACGUUCCUGACCCUGACCAAGGCGCUGGGCUCGGCGGCCACCUUCUUACUCUUCUGCGGUGUCUCGUUCAUGGCGCUCAUCGUGGUGUUCCUCACCGUGCCGGAGACCAAGGGCCUGCAGUUCAAGGAGGUGGAGAAGAUGCUUGGGAGCAAGAACUACAGGCCUUGGAAGCGGUACCACCCCGAGGCACCGACAAAAGGGCGCGAGAGUGGGCUCGCUAUGCUAUGAAAUCUGCAUCGACGGUAGCUGUUUGAAUUCUCUAAGUAGCAAUAGUCUUACAGCACAAGAUUAGCGUGUAGAGGCCUCCGUUGCGUUUAGUCAUUUCUAGUUACGUUACGGCAGUUUUUUUUUUGGUGAAUACGCAUUGUUGCGUAUCA